Molecule: messenger RNA, 2375 nt
Organism: Drosophila serrata
Lineage: Eukaryota; Metazoa; Arthropoda; Insecta; Diptera; Drosophilidae
Gene: Atu
Product: Another transcription unit
Biological process (GO): positive regulation of transcription elongation by RNA polymerase II; transcription elongation by RNA polymerase II
Cellular component (GO): nucleus; Cdc73/Paf1 complex
Molecular function (GO): RNA polymerase II C-terminal domain phosphoserine binding
Source: RefSeq, a predicted model, not a curated record
CAAUCGCUUGGUCUGUUAGUGCGAAGACCUCCUAAACUCGAUUUUAAUUCCCGGUCUCGUAUUUUUAUUUGCAAGUUAUUGAGUCUUUUUUCCGGCAUCAUGGGUGACCAAAACUCGGACGAUGAAAGUGGUUCCUCAGGAUCUAGUCGCAGUGGCAGCCGCAGCGUCACGCCGCGAGGCAGUGCACCCGGUUCUCCCCGCAGUGGCAGUGACCGGUCCCGCUCUGCUUCGAGAUCCUCAAGAUCUCGGUCUGGCUCUGGUUCUCCGCGAAGUGCCCGAUCCGGAUCCGCUCAAAGCCGCCGCUCGGGGUCGCGGCAAAGCCGGCGAUCGGCAUCUGUGCAUAGCCAAAAAUCAGGGUCCCCACAUAGUCAAAGGUCUGGAUCUGCUCAUAGUCAGAGAUCGGGAUCCCAUCAAAGCCGAAGGUCAGAUGCUUCCCCAAAAAGUCACAAGUCGGGAUCGCCACAAAGUCGCCGGAGCGAAUCCCCCCAGAGCCGCAGAUCAGGAUCCCCCCAAAGUCGACGGUCAGGAUCUCCCCAUAGCCAGAGAUCGGGAUCUGCCCAAAGUCGCCGAUCUGGUUUAGCUCGAAGCGCUAGAUCUCGAUCCCGAUCCCGCUCACGUAGUGGAACCGCUAAGGGCAGCGGUAAUGAGGAGUCUCGCUCGAACUCGCCGAACCUGCAGAUCGACGAUGAACGUGCCCACUCGAAGAGCAAAAGUAAGAGCAAGAGCAAGAGUAGGAGUCGCAGCAGAAGCAGGAGUGGCAGUCGUACUUCUAGGUAUAGCUCCAAGACGGGCACGCCAUCCCCCAACCGAAGUCGCAGUCGCAGUGGAUCCGGUUCUGGAAGCGACAUGGGCGUUCCUAAAAAGAAGGUGCGUCGCACAAGCGGUUCGGAUCAAGAGAAGCGCAAGAGCGGCAGCGAUAGCGACAUGGACCAGUCGCCCAUUAAGAAAUCGCGCCUGAUUGAUUCGGACAGCGAGAGCGACCAAGAGAAGGGGAAAAAGGUUGCUCCAGCGGCUGCUGAUAUAUUUGGAGACGCAGAUGACAUCAGUGACGAUGAUGAGGCAGUUGACCCGGCCACCGAUAAAUCCCCGGCACGUUCCAAGAGUCGCAGCAGGAGCAGGUCCCGCUCACGUAGCCGUUCCAUGAGCCGGUCGCGGUCUCGCUCCCGCUCGCGGUCCCGUGAUCGUGCCGAAUCCCAGGUGGUGGUGCCGCCCCCCAAAGAGGAUGAGCCGGAACCGUUGCCAGAGACAAGAAUCGAUGUGGAGAUUCCCCGUAUCUCGGCGGACCUUGGUAAAGAGCAACACUUUAUCAAGCUGCCGAACUUCUUGUCUGUAGUCACACAUCCCUUCGAUCCGGAGACAUACGAGGAUGAGAUCGAUGAGGAGGAGACGAUGGAUGAGGAGGGACGGCAGCGCAUCAAGCUCAAAGUCAGCAACACCAUCCGUUGGCGUGAGUUCAUGGACAACAAGGGCAACAUGGUACGCGAGUCAAACGCCAGAUAUGUGCGAUGGUCGGACGGCAGCAUGUCGCUUCACCUGGGCAACGAGAUAUUCGAUGCCUAUCGGCAGCCGCUGCUGGGCGACCACAACCAUCUGUUUAUCCGCCAAGGAACUGGUCUGCAGGGCCAGUCGGUGUUCAGGACCAAGCUUACCUUCCGGCCCCAUUCAACGGAGUCUUUUACGCACAAGAAGAUGACUAUGUCGCUGGCCGAUCGCUCUAGCAAGACCAGUGGCAUUAAGAUCCUCACUCAGGUGGGCAAGGAUCCCACCACGGACAGACCUACUCAGCUUAAAGAGGAGGAGGCCAAGCUGCGACAAGCUAUGCGCAACCAGCACAAGGCUCAGCCCAAGAAGAAGAAGGCGGGUGCUGGCGAGCCACUCCUGGGUGGUGGUGGCAACUCAUCCUAUCAGCACGACGAUGGUAGCGACGAUGAGAACGCCAUUAGCUUGAGCGCCAUUAAAAACAGAUACAAGAAGGGCUCAUCCGGCGGCGGCAAUCAAGCGGAAGUGAAAGCAUCUACCAUCUACUCCUCAGAUGAAGACGAGGGCUCCGACUUCGAGGGGCGGCGCAAUAAGAAGGUGGACAAGGCCAAGGCAAGCAAGGCGCUGCGCGAUUCAGACAGCGAAUCGGAUGCUGGCAGCGCCAAGAGUGACAAGAGCGACAAAAGCGGCAAGGAUGAUAGCAGUGCGGUCGGCAGCGACCAGGAAGGCAGCCGCAAGAGCGCGGGCAGCAGCAAGUCGGGCAGCGGUAGUGGCAGUGGCAGCGGCUCCGGCAGCGGAUCUGGUAGCGACAACGAUGAUUAAUUUCUUUUACUGUAUAAAUAUAUUCUAUGUUUCUUAAGACAGCCAAUAAAUAGUUAGAUAUGGAAGAAUGUGUA